GUCUGCGGGCGCGAGGGGAGAAACGGUUAUGGGGGUUUAGAGCCGCUCCCCCGGUCAGCAGAGUCCCCCUCUCAGCUUCGCCCCCGGGGCGCCAUCCUUUAGCGGGAGUGCCGGGCGGGGCCUCUGUCAGCGCUGCAGGAGCCCGGGGGACGGGGCACCGGGAGAGGCGAGGCCUUGCUGCACGGUGUGAGCUGUGUGGUCCCCUGGUCCCCUGGCUCCUGCCCUUCCUGCAGCCCGAGGGCUUGGGAGUUAAACAUCUGCCAGGCUUGCGCCCUCAUCACACAGCGCUUCAGGAGGUGCCAAGGCCUUGCAGGGGGCCUUGAGCUUGGGUGACGGAAAAGGUAACAUUUAUGAAGAUAACGAAUCAUACAAUCAUCCCUGCUUCAUCACAAAAGUAAGGCAAGAAGGUUCUACUUCCUUAAACCCUCCUUCAGAACAUCUAACUCAAUCCUAAAUCUAAAUAGCCCUGCUUUACAUCCUAUGACUGAGAUGCCAUCUGACUCACUGUGAUAUGUGUUCUCCAUUUCUCUGAUGAGUGAUAAUCUCAACCUGUCCAGCUUGAAGGAAUUCUUGGUAGUCUUUGGCUAAAGUACACUGGCAAUUCUUUGUGUUAUCUGUACCAACUAUUUCUAUGGAGUGGAAAACAUGCUGUGAGGUAAAAGAGUAGUGGAACUGGGAAGAGUGGUCCUAGAAGACAGCCCAAGCCCUCUUCCGUUUGUACAGCCUGAUCAGCUACUGAAAAUCCUAGCUUCAUAUCCACCACCCAGUGGACAGCCUACACAGCUGCAUGGGCAAGCAUCUCCAGGCGCGGCCCAUCCCGAACACUCCUGUUCUUGGCACAUCCAGUGUGAGGUCCCCCCAGCUAUAAGGCACCAUGUCUGAGAGGCUCAACUGCCACUACUGCCAGGAUUCCUUGCAGGGGAAGAAGUAUGUGCAGAAGGAUGGUAACAACUGCUGCCUGGAGUGCUUUGACAAGCACUGUGCUAAUACUUGUGAGCAAUGCCGCAAGCCCAUAAGUGCAGAUUCCAAAGAGGUGCAUUAUAAGAACCGCUACUGGCACAACACCUGCUUCAUUUGCAACAAGUGCCAUCAGCCCUUGGCCAAUGAGACCUUUGUGACCUGGAAUGACAAGAUCCUGUGCAACAAUUGUGCCACUCAUGUGGCCAUCCCCAAAUGCAAAGGGUGCCAAAAGGAUAUUGUGGCAGGAGAUGAGAAUGUGGAGUACAAGGGUACCAUCUGGCAUAAAAACUGCUUCACCUGCAGCAACUGCAAGCAAAUCAUUGGAACCCAAAGUUUCUUCCCUGUAGAGCAGGAGUUCUACUGUGUGGCUUGCCAUGAAGCUAAGUUUGCCAAGCAUUGUGUGAAAUGCAACAAGCCCAUUACAUCCGGAGGAAUCAGUUACCAGGAUCAGCCCUGGCAUGCUUCGUGCUUUGUAUGUGUUUCCUGCUCUAAGGAGCUGAGUGGGCAGCGUUUCACUGCUGUAGAUAACCAGUAUUAUUGUGUGGAUUGCUACAAGAACUUUGUGGCCAAGAAGUGUGCUGGAUGCAAGAACCCCAUCACUGGGUUUGGUAAAGGCUCCAAUGUGGUAACCCAUGAAGAACAUUCCUGGCAUGACUUCUGCUUCAACUGCAAAAGCUGCUCUGCAAAUCUGUCCAACAAGCGUUUUGUAUUUCAUGAGCAGCAGGUGUAUUGUCCUGAGUGUGCCAAAAAGCUAACGACCUGACAAGGGCUCCUAUCCUGUAACAUGGCAUUUGAACCAUGAUCUGUGUUCUUACUCUCUCUGCCCUGCACCAACAUAGGGGAACAGUGGGCUUUCACCUCUAUCAAGUUGCUCCUCUGUCUUUUCUUACAUUUCACAGUAUUAUUCAGCUAAGGGCACAAGUGAUCAUAUUAGGACUCAACAUAGAACAACCUUGCAGCAAAAGUAAUUUCUCUGUUGCUGCAAUGGAAAAACAAAAACUUACUCUUCUACAUGUUUCUUAUAGAUCAGAAAAGUAACCAUGUAGCCACAUGAUUUAAGCAAGAAGCAUCAGCAAUAAAGCCUCCCCUGAGACGUUUCCAGGCUCAGUUAGGAUCCACUGUGCAGUCACACAACAUGCAAGAGGUGUAGCAAUUGCUCCAACUCACUGCUUACCCUCUUCUGUGAACAGAAAAAGAACUUUCCAGAAUGCAUGGUUUAACUUCCUCAUCAAAACUUUUGUGUUUUCACAUUACAUGAAUUUCCAGAAAAUAAACAUUUUGAGCCAGGUG
Molecule: messenger RNA, 2250 nt
Organism: Peromyscus leucopus (white-footed mouse)
Lineage: Eukaryota; Metazoa; Chordata; Mammalia; Rodentia; Cricetidae
Product: four and a half LIM domains protein 1-like
Exons: 2
Coding region: 875-1723 (282 amino acids)
Biological process (GO): muscle organ development
Molecular function (GO): transmembrane transporter binding
Source: RefSeq, a predicted model, not a curated record